AUGGAUCUGCUCAUCGAGUUUGAAUGGAAAGAGCUGGACGAUACAAAAGAGUGCGUUAGUCAUGAAAAGACCGAAAAUUGUAUUUUGGUAUUGUUUUUGGAGAGUCACCGCAACCGCCCGAACCGUAUCCAUUCAGACCAAUCCAUGCUUUCCGCUGGCCACACGCCAAGCUCAUGCCCAAGCAUCGAUCCCUCCAAUGAUCGCGCAACUGCAGCCACUGUAUACUAUAUUCACACUGGGCACGGCAAGAAAGACCGCGGUCUGAUCGAGCCAGUAAGAGCAGACCAUGUCUGCCUCCUGAUUGCUAGGAGCUGCUAUUCGCAGCUCUUCCUCUGCCCACAGGAGCUCAAAACGGCGUAG
Molecule: messenger RNA, 360 nt
Organism: Alternaria alternata
Lineage: Eukaryota; Fungi; Ascomycota; Dothideomycetes; Pleosporales; Pleosporaceae
Exons: 4
Coding region: 1-360 (119 amino acids)
Source: RefSeq, a predicted model, not a curated record